This is a messenger RNA of Lytechinus pictus (painted urchin), 1002 nucleotides long. RefSeq lists its product as uncharacterized. The coding region runs from base 1 to 1002 and encodes 333 amino acids. The transcript has a single exon. NCBI's taxonomy places the organism in Eukaryota, Metazoa, Echinodermata, Echinoidea, Temnopleuroida, Toxopneustidae. The record is from RefSeq and is a predicted model, not a curated record.
AUGCCUAAAUUCUCUACUCCCACGCAUUCAAGCAGGAGGGUAGUCAUUGUUGGUCUUGAAAAUAAGAAUAUUUGCAGAGCAAACCCAGUACAGGUGUUCAAAGAAAUUCAUAAUCUGGUAGGCAAUCUGAAUGGGAAAGAGAAAGUGAAAAAUAUGAUGAUUUUGAAAUGUGAGAAUGACAUACAAGUCAUGAAAUUGUUGGAACUAACCAAGCUUGCUGGUGUAGACGUUAAAGCAACGCGUUAUGAAGAUAAUCAUGAUUUUACAACGAAAGGUGUUAUUCAUAGAAUAGAUACACAGAUAAGUAAUGAGGAAAUUGCAGAAGUAUUGAAAGAUCAGAAGGUAAUUCAUGCUAAGCGUUUUAUGAAGAAGAUCGAUGGUGAAAUAGUACCAACCCCAUCAGUUCUCAUCACCUUCAAAGGCAAGGAUAAACCCGAGACAGUAAACUUUCUGUAUGAGCUUAAACGUGUGGACAACUUUAGUCCACCGGUGCCAAGGUGUCACAAAUGUCAACUUUUUGGGCACAUGAAGGAAAACUGCAAGGGUAAAUUGCGCUGUGUGAGAUGUGGAGGGGAACAUGAUUUUGAAGAGUGCCCACAAAAGGAAAAUCGGAAAUGCUUUAGAUGUGGAGAUAAACAAUCGGCGGCGUAUCAAGGUUGCAAAAUUUACAUAGAGGCAAAACAAAUACAAAAGGUUAAAUUGAAGGAAAACAUUACAUACGCACAAGCGACUAGGGUGUAUCGCACUAAAAAAAAUGAAAUAGUGGAAGAGGAAAGUAAAACCAUUAGAACUAGCGACACUAAAGAAAACACUCAAAGGAAACUAAAUAAUGUUGGUCCCAUUUCAAAUUCAAUGGCAUCUGACCACGAAUCAAUCCAACAAUCAAAGAUUCCGCGCCCAAUCCGAGUACAAAGGAACAAUAAGGAAGGCGGGAAAGAGAUAAGGAGUCAGGGCAAGGAACUGAGUCGAAUAACCAAAAGAAAGAUACUGUCAACACAUUAA